Molecule: messenger RNA, 1269 nt
Organism: Fusarium vanettenii 77-13-4
Lineage: Eukaryota; Fungi; Ascomycota; Sordariomycetes; Hypocreales; Nectriaceae
Exons: 2
Coding region: 1-1269 (422 amino acids)
Biological process (GO): epoxide metabolic process
Molecular function (GO): epoxide hydrolase activity
Source: RefSeq, a predicted model, not a curated record
AUGAAGUCAAUUGCAGCUCUUCUUGUCUGUCUUGCCGUCCCCUGUCUUGGUGGUCAAGCGCCAUGGGGUCAGCUUCCUCUAAGCGUUACUAUCGCCGUCCAACCAACACAACUCAGCAUCCCGCGGAGAGUGGUCAAAAGCUUCGAAAAAGAAAUUUCUCAUCAGAGAGAUUUUCAAAUCACUUGGGAGAACUCGCAGACCGACCGUCGAUUUGGUGUGGACCACGAAUGGAUGAGCACGGCUCUGCAGCAUUGGCGCGACAAGUUUUCAUGGAAAGAUGUUGAAGCGAGCACCAACCGACAUCCUCAUUUCAUGACCAAUAUCACUAUCGACACCACGGAACUACAAAUUCACUUCAUGGCUAUCUUCUCCAAGAAGACGGACGCCAUCCCCAUUGCCUUCUUCCACGGCUGGCCAGGCAGUUUCCUCGAGUUCAUGGACAUAUUCGACAUUGUCAAGUCACGAUACGAUCCAGAGUCUAGUCCAUAUCACUUGAUCGCUCCAUCACUCCCCGGAUUCACUUUUUCAAAUGGUCCGCCUAUCGACUCAAAUUGGGGCAUUGCCAAUACAUCUGCCGUGAUGGACACUCUGCUUCAGGGUCUUGGAUUUGGCAAGGGUUAUGUGGCUCAAGGAGGUGACAUUGGAUCUUUCGUUGCCCAAACCCUCGCUUUAUCAUCAUCCAGUUGCAAAGCGGUGCACCUCAACUUUAUUCCCAGUGUUCAGCCACCGAGUGUGCCAGACCCUCAGAACGACACAUCACUUACACCCCAAGAUCGGCAAGUCUUGGCUCGAUCACAAGAAUUCGUCAACACAAAGCAAGCUUACGCUCUGGAGCAAGGCACCCGGCCAGCAACGCUUGGCUUCGUCUUGAGUCACAAUCCCGUCGGUCUCUUGGCUUGGAUCGGAGAGAAAUUUCUCGCAUGGACCGACCCAUCAAGAACUUUGUCACUGGACCAGAUCCUCACGCACAUCUCAACAUAUCAUCUCACUCAAACCAUCUCACGAAGCUUCUACGCCUACCGCGAGACUUCUUAUUCUUUAUAUCCCGAACCUGCUGUAGCGCCUCGUAUCGAAAAACCUAUGGGAUACAGCCGGUUCCCCUAUGACAAUUCUGGAGUGCCAGAGUCUUGGGCUAAAGAGGUUGGGAACUUGGUCUUUUACAAGGCGCAUGAGCGCGGUGGACAUUUUCUGGCCUUGGAGUACCCUGAGGUGUUGUGGGAGGAUGUGGAAUCGUUUGUGCAGCAGACAUUCCCAGACUCGACUAUGUAA